AUGCGGUACGUCAACUUUUCAGUAUGGCCAUUCGUUGCCCUAGUAGGUUUCGCACUAAGCGUACCAGCUGCCUCGACUUCAACUCCCUAUGAAGUUUUUGAGGAGCUUCCUAUGGCUCCCGAGGGGUGGACAGAGCUGCCAUCAAUGCGAGUAAACUUGCAGAAAUCAAUGGCAAUGCGCAUUCACCUUGCCCAACAGAAUGUUGUCAAGUUUGAGCAGAAGGUUAUGGAGAUCAGCACCCCAGAUCAUCCUUCCUACGGUGACCACAUAGAUACCAAGCAAAUCAAGAGCAUACUGCGGCCAUCUCAAAGUACUCUUAACGCAGUCCUCGCGUGGUUAGAGGAUGCUGGUCUUGGCGAGCAAGCCGUUGUUGAACAUGACUGGAUCAAGAUGAAUGUCACUAUUGGUCAAGCACAAGAGCUUCUGCAAACAAGAUACUCUUACUUCCGUAACGACGAGACCCAAAAGAUUAUCCUUCGUACCCUUUCUUACAGCCUCCCGGCUGAAAUCCAUAAGCACAUUCUCCUGGUACAACCUACCAACAUGUUUGGCAUGAGACAAAUGGGAAGCGCUAUCAUCAAAGAGGUUGAAGAUGCAUCUUUGCGGCAGAUGAAGGCCUUCAAACAGAUGGCACCCGGAUUCAAUUUCACUCAAUGUAAUGAUACCAUUGUUCCCCAGUGCCUAAAGGUUCUUUACAACUUCCAAGACUACGUUGCCAAGGCACCCUACGGUAAGAAUAAGCUGGGUGUAAACGGCUUUCUUGAGCAGUACGCCCAGUAUGAAGACUUGAAGGUCUUUUUGCAGAACUAUACUCCCAAAGCCAUCGGCGCAAACUUCUCUACUGUAUCAGUCAAUGGGGGAUUAGCAAUUCAAAAUUCAUCCAACCUUGACGGUAUCGCAGAAGCAAAUCUCGAUAUUCAGUAUACUGUCUCUCUAAGCUAUCCCACUCAGAAUAUAUACUACUCGACCGGUGGAAGGCCUCCUUACAUCCCGGACCUCGACAUAGUCACAAACGAUAGCGAGCCUUAUCUGGAUUGGCUUAACUGGAUUUUGGAUCAGCCGGAUAUCCCUCAGACGAUCACCACAAGUUACGGAGAGAGCGAACAAACCGUGCCUCUUAGCUACCGCCAUACCGUCUGCAAUCUUUUUGCUCAACUCGGCGCCCGCGGUGUCAGCGUCUUAUUCUCCUCCGGUGAUGCCGGCCCCGGCUGGUCGUGUCGCUCCAACGAUGGCAAGAAUACAACAAAGUUCCUCCCUACAUUUCCAGCCUCUUGCCCUUGGGUAACUAGUGUUGGUGGAACCAAAAAUAUUAAUCCCGAAGAAGCUGUAUAUUUUUCUUCUGGCGGAUUCUCGGAGACAUGGCCUGUACCUUCAUACCAGGAGAAGGCCAUCUCUGCCUACUUCGAGAACAAUCCGGACUCAUGGAAACCGUGGGAACAGUAUUUCGUUAAAGGGGGGCGUGGAUUCCCAGAUGUUGCUGCUCAGGGUUUCAACUACCGUGUAAUUCUUAACGGGACGGUUAAUCUGAUUGGCGGUACAUCCGCUAGCUCUCCAGCCUUUGCUGGACUUGUUAGUUUAUUAAACGAUGACCGUAUUGCCAACGGAAAGCCACCACUCGGAUUUCUCAAUCCGUGGCUGUACUCUGAUAAAGUUGCGGAGACGUUCAAUGACAUCACGCAUGGAAGGAGCACGGGAUGCAAUGGAAAAAUGUGGGGCCAGCCGAUUGCGGGCAAUCCAGCUGUUGUUCCAGGUGCUGGGUGGGAUGCAGUUCCAGGAUGGGAUCCCGUCACGGGAUUGGGGACUCCGAACUUUGAAAAGAUGAGACAGUGUUAG
Messenger RNA from Morchella importuna, 1833 nucleotides. RefSeq lists its product as uncharacterized. Gene Ontology annotation, biological process: proteolysis. The transcript has a single exon. Gene Ontology annotation, molecular function: tripeptidyl-peptidase activity; serine-type endopeptidase activity. The record is from RefSeq and is a predicted model, not a curated record. Bases 1 to 1833 code for a protein of 610 amino acids. NCBI's taxonomy places the organism in Eukaryota, Fungi, Ascomycota, Pezizomycetes, Pezizales, Morchellaceae.